Messenger RNA from Emericellopsis atlantica, 693 nucleotides. RefSeq lists its product as uncharacterized. The record is from RefSeq and is a predicted model, not a curated record. The coding region runs from base 1 to 693 and encodes 230 amino acids. The transcript has a single exon. NCBI's taxonomy places the organism in Eukaryota, Fungi, Ascomycota, Sordariomycetes, Hypocreales, Bionectriaceae. Gene Ontology annotation, molecular function: protein binding.
AUGUGCGACGCAUCCUUACUUGCUAAUCUGCCUGGGGAGAUACAUCUUAAGAUUUUAUCUUAUCUAAGUCCCAUGGACCGCAUAUGUCUUAAGGUAACCUCGACCUACUUCAAUAAUGUCAUACCCAAGUUAUCUCCGGAAGAGCUUCAGGACGCCGAGUUAUCAACAUCAGCUGAGACCAAAGACCUAUACGGCUGCUAUGACUGCCUUCGACUCAGAUCAGUAGACCGUUUCGCAGAUCCGCAAUUGAGAAAAAAAAGGGGCAGGUUUGGCCGUGAGAGCAUGAAACGAUUCUGCGUCGAGUGUGGUCUAGCAGAUUGCGAAGGCAGAAAUCCUCGGGUACGAUACGUCAGGGGGAACCACAUUGAUAUUCAGGGCGUCCCUUAUAUUAUCUGCGAGAAUUGCAAUCGGUUUGGUCUAAAGGCGAAUGAGGACGACCAUACGAGUACAAAACUGUGCGUCACUUGUUGGAGACCUCGUUAUGAAAGGCGUAUGCAGGAGGAGGAGAGCACACGCAGAGCUGAACGAGAGCAGCGACGAGCGACACGGCGAGCACAAAUGCGGAGUCUUGGCUACAGUUCUUCUGAUUGGGAGGAUAGCUGUCCACCAUCUCCGACGUGGAGUGAGGAGCAAAUGGCCAUGAUACAAUCUGAGGCAGACAUGUACAUGAACAGUCCUAAGGCAUCCGAUUAG